GGGGAUUCUUAAUCGGUAUUAUCCAUUUGAACGACAAAAGAUGAGGCAAUUAGUCAAUUUUCUACGAGCUUGAGCAAUAAAUCCAGUGGAUAUCACCCAGACAAUUUGUGCGGAGGUGAGUUGUGGAGAAAAAGCCCGCAGAUUGAAAGAUAACACCUCAGUUGUGUCUCAGUCGUCAACGGGAGCGGAUGGUCAGUGUUCACAGAGGUGUGAGAAAUAUACUAGAGAUCCGUGGGAGGUUUAAGGUGGCAAAAGCACUGUAACUGUUGCAAAUUAAUUUAGGACAAAGAGAAGUGUUUGUGAAAUUGUGAGCAAAAAAGCUGGAAAAUGUCUGACCUGCCUCCUCUAAAGGAUUUUCCGCGCAAAGGACGGCGAGGUAGGAGAGCUUCGGCUGCUGCAGUUUUAAAUCAUACUCCUUCAACGGAUUCCUGGACACCUGAGACAGUUCGUGGUCUGAGAAUUGAUGGAAGUGCUGGAAGGAGAUUUUCAAUAGCAAAGAUUCCUGAAUUGCCGUCUGAGGAGCAAAAGAACAGUAUUGAAGAUUUGCAUUUGGUUCCUGAGAAGACAAAGAUGGACUAUAGCCUCUAUCCAGCUAUGCCAGCAGAAGACGAUGAUGAGCGGGAGGAGAAGGAAGCUAAAAAGAAGAAGAGUAGUUUUUCCGAUGGCGGGGAGGGUCCAAGAAUGGGGAAAAGGAUGAGUUUAGUAGCCACUUUAAUGAGCAACACCUUCAGCAAUAAAGAAACCAAAAAUAGCCAGAUAAAGGCUCCAAUUCACAGUCACAAAGAUGCUCCUUGUGCCCACCUUGUGGAGAUCUAUGAGGAGGAUGAGGCACUGGAACCUCAUUACCCAGAACCAUUAUCAGCCUCUGAUAUCUGGAUGCACAUACGACAGUACAUCCCGUGGAUUUUAGCUGUGACAAGUGUCCUUCAGAUAUGGUUAUUCAUUCUGGACAGAGAUGAAUUUUUCCGACUGCUGGUCUUCUCACCACAUCGCAUUGUGGAGAUCUGGAGGCUUCUGUCCUAUACACUCCUUCACCAGAAUUCAGUCCACCUCGCACUCAAUGUUGUAAUUCAGAUUUUUCUGGGAAUUCCACUGGAGCACGAACAAGGUCACUGGAGAGUUUUUCUUGUGUACUUUGGAGGAGCUGUGGCGGGUGCUCUUGGAACAUCUGUCUUUGAGCCUAAUAUCCUGUUGAUUGGAGCCUCUGCAGGAAUCUACAGUGUCCUGAUAAGUCAUAUCCCACACACGGUGAUUAACUUCAAGAGCCUCUCCUAUCGCUUCUAUCGGAUUAUCUGUGUUAUCAUACUGUGUACCAGUGACAUUAUCUACACCCUCAUUCACGUUGCGUAUGGUGAUUUGCCCAAAAUAGGCGUCUCUGCGCAUAUCCUGGGAGCAAUUUCUGGUCUCUUCUUGGGAACAGCUCUCUUCCGGUCAGCCACAAACAGAGGAACAACAUUCAAACGCUUACGAUAUACCACAGGUGCCAUCUAUCUCACCUGGUUGCUUGCUAGUUUCACAGGCAGCCUCGUGUGGUCGCACGCGAGUCGUGUGUGAUUUCUUGUGAUUGAAAUACGCUGAGAGUUAUUUUAACUGCCAUGAGCAGAUUUAUUUCUUAAGUUUAUUUUUAGGGAAUCAUUCUGAAAAAUCUUAUACAAUAAAAUUUACUGUUAGAAA
Phlebotomus papatasi is the source of this 1674-nucleotide messenger RNA. RefSeq names its product protein rhomboid-like. Gene Ontology annotation, cellular component: membrane. Gene Ontology annotation, molecular function: serine-type endopeptidase activity. Bases 328 to 1554 code for a protein of 408 amino acids. Lineage: Eukaryota; Metazoa; Arthropoda; Insecta; Diptera; Psychodidae. The transcript has 3 exons. The record is from RefSeq and is a predicted model, not a curated record.